Molecule: messenger RNA, 540 nt
Organism: Saccoglossus kowalevskii
Lineage: Eukaryota; Metazoa; Hemichordata; Enteropneusta; Harrimaniidae
Product: uracil phosphoribosyltransferase homolog
Source: RefSeq, a predicted model, not a curated record
AAGAAAUACUUCAGAUGAAAUGUGAAAUGAUUGUUUGCAGGUGAAGCCAUGGAACAGGGAUUGCGUGACUGCUGCAGGUCAAUACGGAUUGGUAAAAUAUUAAUUAAAAGUGAUGAGGAGACUCAAGAAGCAAGAAUUUUCUAUGCCAAACUACCUCAAGAUAUUGAUCAGAGAAAAGUGUUAUUGAUGUACCCCAUACUAAGUUCUGGUAACACAGUUAUACAAGCAGUAAAUGUAUUACAUGAGCAUGGAGUCAAAGACAAAAAUAUUUUUCUUCUAAAUAUAUUCACAACACCACAAGCUAUCAGAGCAGUAGUGGAUGAACACCCAGAGCUGACAGUAUUAACAACUGAAGUGCAUCCAGUUACUCCUAAUCACUUUGGACAGAAGUAUUUUGGCACCGAUUAGUACAUAUAUUUUAUAUUUCUUAUUUAUACUGACAAAGACAUGUAUCCUAUAUAAUCUUAGAUUAUUUUAACAUUAAAAAAACUCUUUACUACCUUAUGCAUUUGUGGAGGUAUGAAGAUGCAUCCCUGAAAA